Molecule: messenger RNA, 1293 nt
Organism: Miscanthus lutarioriparius
Lineage: Eukaryota; Viridiplantae; Streptophyta; Magnoliopsida; Poales; Poaceae
Source: the annotation of a GenBank genome assembly
AUGGCUUCUUGCAGUAGCUUCUACUUUGUUCCCUUGCUCCUCCUGCUGAUGCUCUUGCUGGCCUCUCCUCCCGCCACUGCUGCACUGGCAUCUUCCGAGUCUAGCGGCAAUGCCACUGCUGCAACGCUGAGGCCGGGGAAGGAGCUGCUCAAGCACAAGAGGAUCAGGGCUCUGCUCACCAAGCUUAACAAGCCUGCUCUCAAGACCAUCCAGAGCUCGGAUGGUGAUAUCAUAGACUGUGUUCCCUCUCACCUCCAGCCUGCAUUUGACCACCCAAAGCUCAGAGGCCAAAAGAUUCUGGAUCCAACGGAGAGGCCCAAGAACUGCAACUUCACCCUUGGCAGCAGUGGCAGCGGCAGCGGCAGCAGCAGAGUCGGCGAGGUGGUGGUGCAGGCGUGGCAUGCCACUGGCGAGGCGUGUCCGGAGGGGACGGUGCCGAUACGGCGGACGACAGAGAAGGAUCUCCUCAGGGCCCGCUCCCUCAGGAGGUACGGCAGGAAGCCUGUGCGCCGAGGCGUUCGCCGUGAUUCCACAAGCAGCGGCCAUGAGCAUGCAGUUGGGUAUGUAAACUCCGAACAUUACUAUGGGGCCAAGGCCAGUGUUAAUGUGUGGUCACCAAGGAUAGGUGACCCAUCUGAGUUCAGCCUCUCACAGAUCUGGGUUAUCUCUGGCUCUUUCGGCAAUGAUCUCAACACCAUCGAAGCUGGAUGGCAGGUAAGCCCUGAGCUAUACGGAGACAGUAACCCAAGAUUCUUCACCUACUGGACAACUGACGCGUACCAAGAAACCGGGUGCUACAACCACAAUUGCCGCGGAUUCGUGCAGACGACGAACAAGAUUGCGGUUGGGGCGGCUAUCACCCCGGAAUCGGUGUACAAUGGCAGGCAGUUUGACAUUACUCUCAUGUUAUGGAAGGAUCCAAAGCACGGGCACUGGUGGCUGGAGCUGGGCCCGGGCCUCGUGGUCGGGUACUGGCCGUCGUACCUCUUCACCCACCUGGCUCGCCACGCCAACAUGGUGCAGUUCGGCGGCGAGGUCGUCAACACCCGGCCUUCGGGGUCGCACACGGCGACCCAGAUGGGCAGUGGCCACUUCCCCAGAGAGGGCUUCGACCGCGCCGCCUACUUCCGGAACCUGCAGGUGGUGGACUGGGACAACAACCUCAUCCCGGCGGCCAACCUGAAACUCUUCGCCGAUCACCCCGGAUGCUAUGAUAUCCAGGGAGGCUCUAACAGCUACUGGGGAAGCUACUUCUACUACGGAGGGCCAGGGAGGAACGUGAAAUGUCCCUGA